AUGGCUGCCAUCGCCCGCAGCGCUGCGGCUCUCCGCACCGCGCCCCCGGCGCUCCGCGCCGCCGCGCGCGGCGUCGCGUCGAAGCGGCAGAUCAAGCGCGCGAACUUUUUGCGCCGGCGCGGCGCCAAGCCCGACCCGGCGACGUCGCCCGCGGCCGUCGCCGCCGCCGCCGCCGCCGCGGACCUCGAGUGGAACACGGUCGUCCGCGACGUCGCCGAACUCCAGAACGGCUGGACGCCGCCGCCGGAGGAGUCGCCGGCGCACCUGCCCUUCGCCGUGCGGCGGACCGCGAGCGGUUUCCUUCCCGUCUACCCGAAGGUCGGCGCGAACCGGCCGCCGGCGACGGUCCUGCGCGGCGCCUCCGGGGACCUCGACGCCCUCAUCGCCGGCCUCGCGGGCGUCGCGCCGGGGGCCGAGGUCACGAAGCGCCUCGGCGCGCUCGAGGUCCGCGGCGACCACGUCCGCGGCGUCCGCCGCUGGCUCGCGGGGCUGGGGCUGUGA
Molecule: messenger RNA, 501 nt
Organism: Aureococcus anophagefferens
Lineage: Eukaryota; Pelagophyceae; Pelagomonadales; Pelagomonadaceae
Exons: 1
Coding region: 1-501 (166 amino acids)
Biological process (GO): translation
Cellular component (GO): ribosome; mitochondrial large ribosomal subunit
Molecular function (GO): structural constituent of ribosome
Source: RefSeq, a predicted model, not a curated record